ACAGUGCAGAACGGAAAAAUGUUGUUUUUGUUCCCAUUUUAGCUCUGCCCUUUGCUUCUGUUCUGUCUGCUACGCAUGAAAUUUCUGCAUAAUUGGUCAGAUCCUAUUCAUUUUCAUGUUUUUGGUCCAAAAGGGUGAUCUGGGUCGCUAUUUGUUCUUUGAUUUGAGUUGUGGAACAUGGUGCUUUGAAUGGUAGGUGUCCCAAAACGACGUCGUUUCUGGGAUGCCCUUUUCCUUAAAAUGGAAGAUUCUUACGCUGACUCCUUUUUGGUCAUUUGGGUUGCUGAGAAGAUGUUGGAAAACCAAAGAAAUUCAAAUGUUUUGUUUUGUCUUUUCGCUUUUUUCUCAGCAGUCAAACAGAGGGUCUUGGUGAAUCUUUCUGGGUUUGCUCUCUCAUCUGUGAUAUUGAUGCUUAGUGAAGAGCUUGGGCCUGUUUCCUUUGUUGAUGCCUUUGACUUGAGCUGGUUUUGGUGACUCUGAUCUAUCCCAUUUGGGUUUAAUCUCAUGUCAAGCUUGACUCCUUUGUAUUUUCUGAAGUUUGAGUUACUGUUUUUGGAUCCUCUGAUCUUGGGCCUACUUUGAAAAUUGCAUCAGUAUAGAUACAAUUGGCGUCUCUCGGUGCUUUCUUGUGCGUCACUUAAAGAAGCCUGAUGGGUUCCAGAAUCCCUUCUCAUCAGCUCAGCAAUGGCCUUUAUGUAUCAGGCCGGCCCGAGCAGCAAAAGGAAAGGAUGCCCACAAUGAGCUCAACUGCAAUGCCCUAUACUGGCGGCGAUAUCAAGAAGUCAGGGGAACUGGCGAAAAUGUUUGAUAUCCAAAUGGAAGGCUCCAAGACUAGGAAAUCUGGACCUCUAAACAGUGCUCCUUCAAGGACUGGAUCUUUUGGAGGUGCUGCUUCGCAUUCUGGACCGAUCACAUCUAAUGCUGCAGCUCGGGCUGUCUAUACCAAUUCAGGUCCUGUUUCUUCUGCAGGAAUAUCUGGUUCAGCUUCAGUGAAGAGGUCAAAUUCUGGACCACUGAAUAGACAAGGAGAUCCUGCGAAGAAGUCAUCCGGCCCUCAAUCUGGUGGAGGGACACCAGCUGCCCGCCAGAAUUCGGGUCCUCUUCUCCCUACAACAGGUCUGAUCACAUCCGGGCCCAUCUCUUCCGGUCCAUUGAAUUCCUCUGGAGCCCCACGGAAGGUAUCUGGUCCUCAGGACUCCAUGGGAUCACUCAAAACACACAGCAUCUCCAUUGCUCACAACCCUGCUGUGACUACACUUAGCCAAGAUGAUGAUUUCUCCUUCAAGAGGAACUUUCCAAAGCUGAUACUGUGGUCAAUUAUUCUGAUAUUUGUGAUGGGUUUCAUCGCUGGUGGAUUUAUUCUUGGAGCAGUCCAUAACGCCAUUCUCCUUGUUGUUGUCGUGGUUCUAUUUGGCAUCGUUGUUGCAUUAUUCACUUGGAAUACUUGUUGGGGAAGGAGAGCUACAAUUGGUUUCAUUUCUCGUUACCCAGAUUCUGAGCUAAGAACCGCGAAAGACGGGCAAUAUGUGAAGGUCUCUGGGGUGGUCACAUGUGGAAAUGUCCCUCUUGAGUCAUCUUUCCAAAAAGCUCCUAGAUGUGUUUAUACAUCGACAAGUUUAUAUGAAUAUCGAGGAUGGGAUUCAAAAGCUGCCAACCCUACUCAUCGCCGUUUUACAUGGGGACUCAGAUCACUAGAGAGUCAUGUGGUUGACUUCUACAUCUCUGACUUUCAGUCUGGUUUGAGAGCAUUGGUUAAGACUGGCUAUGGUGCAAGGGUGACCCCUUAUGUUGAUGACUCUUUUGUCGUUGAUGUCAAUGCAGAGAACAAAGAGUUGUCUCCAGAAUUCAUCAGGUGGCUGGGAGAGAGGAACCUUUCAUCUGACGAUCGUAUGAUGCUAUUGAAAGAAGGGUACGUCAAAGAAGGAAGCACGGUGAGUGUAAUGGGAGUAGUUCAGAGGAACGAAAAUGUUCUUAUGAUUGUCCCUCCACCCGAGCCAUUCACAACAGGAUGCCAAUGGACCAAAUGCAUCUUCCCUGCCAGCCUGGAGGGUAUAGUUCUGAGAUGCGAAGAUACAUCAAAGAUCGAUGUUAUACCAGUCUAGUACCACACCCAACAUGAACUUCUCCUUCAAGUGUUGCCAGAUUGAUAAGUAUUAGUGAUGUUCUUCAUAGAUUUAAGAUAAUGGUAAUGGUGUUCUUUUCCUUAAUGUAUAGUUUUUUGGGUUCACCUUCUUAUUUUCCUCCAAUUUGGUGUUUUUGUCCCUGGGGCUUGACAGCUUUUGUAAUGGGGUUGGCUUGAUGCAGUGGGGAUUCCACUUGUUUGGGUAGAUUGUGUUAUGUUUGGAAAGAAAGAAAAAAAAGAAGUCCAAGAUAUUGAGUAUAUCGUCUUGUUCCCUCCUUGGCAUGCUGAAACCUUCGUCCAUUCUGGUUAUUGGUUCAUUGCUGGAAA
This is a messenger RNA of Vitis riparia (riverbank grape), 2449 nucleotides long. RefSeq lists its product as uncharacterized. The record is from RefSeq and is a predicted model, not a curated record. The transcript has 5 exons. Bases 651 to 2102 code for a protein of 483 amino acids. NCBI's taxonomy places the organism in Eukaryota, Viridiplantae, Streptophyta, Magnoliopsida, Vitales, Vitaceae.